CGAGCUAAGUUUCAUUUCGCUUAGAUAAUGGUUCAUCGGUCGCUCCCCAUCUUUCGUGCAGUCCACAUGGUUGUUGCUAUUAGGUGCAAUAUUCUUGCGAGUUAACCUGAACCCAGACUGGGCUGUUAUUGCGCCCUGAGAGUUUCCACACACCAGGUUCACAAGUUCAAGUUCUCCCCUUUUGGAAGUAUUAGGUGCAAUUAUAAAGUACUCUGGAGGAUAAUAUUCAAGGAGAAAGUACGGGCUGCGGAGUCACGGUCAGCAUGGCCCAGUGGAACCAGUUGCAGCAGCUGGACCCCAGAUAUUUGGAGCAGCUGUACCACUUAUACAAUGACAGCUUCCCCAUGGAACUGCGGCAGUUCCUGGCCCCCUGGAUAGAGAGCCAGGACUGGGCCUACGCUGCCAACAAAGAAUCCCACGCCACCCUGGUGUUCCACAACCUCCUGGGGGAGAUCGACCAGCAGUACAGCCGCUUCCUACAGGAGAACAACGUCCUCUACCAGCACAACCUGAGGAGGAUCAAACAGAACCUCCAGAGCAAAUAUUUGGAGAAGCCUAUGGAGAUUGCCCGCAUCGUGGCCCACUGCCUAUGGGAAGAACAGCGCCUCCUGCAGACUGCCACUACCGCCUCCCAGGACGGCCAGGCUAUUCAUCCAUCUGGACCGGUUGUCACUGAGAAGCAACAGAUGCUGGAGCACAACCUGCAGGACAUCAGGAAGAAGGUGCAGGACAUGGAACAAAAGAUGAAAAUGCUGGAGAACCUGCAGGAUGACUUUGACUUCAACUACAAAACGCUCAAAAGCCAAGGAGAGCUGACCCAGGAUCUGAACGGUAACGGGCAGGCGGCGGCCGUCAGGCUGAAGAUGUCCCAGCUGGAGCAGAUGUUAAGUGCACUGGAUGGGCUUCGCAGGCAAAUGGUGACGGAGAUGGGAGGCUUGUUGACGGCCAUGGAGUUCGUGCAGAAGAAUAUGAUGGAGGAGGAGCUGGCCGACUGGAAAAGGCGGCAGCAGAUCGCCUGUAUCGGAGGGCCCCCAAAAAUCUGCUUGGAUCGCCUGGAGACCUGGAUCACAUCCCUGGCGGAGUCGCAGCUGCAGAUUCGGCAGCAGAUCAAAAAGCUGGAGGAACUUCAGCAGAAGGUGUCCUACAAAGGAGACCCCAUCAUCCAGCACCGACCUGCCCUGGAGGAGAAAAUCGUGGACAUCUUCAGGAACCUAAUGAAGAGUGCUUUUGUGGUCGAGCGCCAGCCAUGUAUGCCGAUGCAUCCUGACCGGCCUUUGGUCAUCAAGACGGGAGUUCAGUUUACCACCAAAGUCAGGUUACUGGUGAAGUUUCCAGAGCUAAACUAUCAACUAAAAAUUAAAGUUUGUAUCGACAAAGAGUCGGGUGAUGUAGCUUCUCUGCGUGGGUCUCGUAAGUUCAACAUCUUGGGCACCAACACCAAGGUGAUGAACAUGGAAGAAUCUAACAACGGCAGCUUGUCUGCAGAGUUUAAGCACCUGACUCUGAGGGAGCAGAGGUGUGGCAACGGGGGCCGGGCCAACAGUGACGCCUCACUGAUCGUUACUGAGGAGCUUCACCUCAUCACCUUUGAGACGGAGGUGUAUCACCAGGGCCUCAAGAUUGACCUGGAGACUCACUCUUUGCCAGUGGUCGUGAUCUCCAACAUCUGUCAGAUGCCUAAUGCUUGGGCCUCCAUCUUGUGGUACAACAUGUUGACCAAUCACCCCAAGAACGUGAACUUCUUCACCAAGCCACCAGUGGGAACAUGGGACCAAGUGGCUGAGGUCUUGAGCUGGCAGUUCUCCUCCACCACCAAAAGAGGACUGACCAUCGAGCAGCUGUCCACACUGGCCGAGAAGCUGCUUGGACCAUUAGUGAACUACUCCGGAUGCCAGAUCACUUGGGCGAAGUUCUGCAAAGAAAACAUGGCUGGCAAAGGCUUCUCCUUCUGGGUGUGGUUAGACAACAUCAUAGACUUGGUGAAGAAAUAUAUUCUGGCUCUCUGGAAUGAAGGGUUCAUCAUGGGCUUCAUCAGCAAGGAGCGCGAGAGGGCAAUCCUGAACCCCAAGCCACCCGGGACCUUCCUGCUGCGAUUCAGCGAGAGCAGCAAAGAGGGCGGCAUCACCUUCACGUGGGUGGAGAAGGACAUCAGCGGCAAGACACAGAUCCAGUCCGUAGAGCCCUACACAAAGCAGCAGCUCAACAGCAUGUCCUUCGCGGACAUCAUCAUGGGCUACAAGAUCAUGGACGCCACCAACAUCCUGGUGUCGCCGCUGGUGUACCUCUACCCAGACAUCGCCAAAGAAGAUGCCUUUGGGAAGUACUGCAGAGCAGAAGCCAUAGAGCAGCCAGACUUGACUGACCCGGCUCACGUCCAGUACUUGAAGACGAAGUUCAUUUGUGUGACACCCACUAAUUCAGGUAACACCAGUGACCUUCUCCUCAUGUCACCCCGGACCCUGGACUCGCUGAUGCACAACGAGGGGACUGAAGCCAACCCUGGCCCAAUGGAAUCUCUUACUCUGGACAUGGAACUCAGCUCCGAUGUUGCCUCCCCAAUGUGAGGAGGACUCCACAUCCAUGCACCCAUACUAUUAUUGUACUUAACUUCUUUUUAAUUUUUUAAUUUAUACUAAUAUUUAAUCUAUGGGUUAUCCUUUAAACCAGCGUUUCUCAUCCUGGUCUUGGGGGACCCCCAGACAGUCCACCUUUUUGCUCCCUCCCAGCUCCCUGCCAGACAGUCCACAUUUUUGCUUCCUCCCAGCUCCCUGCCAGACAGUCCACCUUUUUGCUCCCUCUCAGCUCCCGGCAGGACCGGUUUGAGAAAUACUGCUUGAAACGGUGUAGAAGCCCAUCUUUGGAUGGCUACCAGUGGUGAAGCUUAAUAUUGCUAAUUAUUCUUUGACCAUUAGCACUUUUUUAUUGUUCUCUUGGACCUUCGUGGCUGUCAGCGCACUUGUCUUGACUCAUGUUGACCAGUCGCUGAUGAAAAUGACCACAGGUUAAAGAAACCUUUUGGGAGCCAGAACUAAAGAGUGGUGAUGGAUUCUCUUUGAUUUACUGUAAUGGGAAAAAAUAUGUAGUUGUUCAGUUGUACAGUGAAUGGUAACACUGCCUGUCUUCCCAACACGAAUGUGUGGACAAGGUUUUAAAAUAGCAUGCAGUUUACUGUAAAUGUUUUUAAAGGUAGACAACUAGAAUAUAGCAUGAAAUUUCCUGUUAGGGUCAAUGAUGCUGUACAAUUUUAUUUGGUGUGUCCUUAUGCAGCAAAUUCAUAUGUAAUCUGUUAGGCUAUGGUUUUUUUUCCAGUGUUGUUUUGCUGAUGUCUCUGUGCUGUUUACUUUUAUUGGGAUUAUCAACAUAGACACCCAUAGUAUUAUACCAUCCAUAUGUCCAGCACUGUUUUAGUACUGAACCAGGUGCUAUGGGUACAGAUAAGAUCAUUUAUUUGUACUGAUUAUUCUGUAUUUAAUGUUCUGCAUUUGAUUUUCACAUUGUAAUGAUGGGACUGAUUAUUGAACAUAUUUUCACCUUUUUAUUACAACAGAUUUUCCUGUUAUCAUGUACUGCUUUAAGCAGUUGCUUUUUUUAACGGUUAAGACUCAGAAAUCCUUUUUUUUAAGUCACUGCAUAGUUUGCUUUGAAUUGCAGAAUAAAACAAAUAUGAUUUGUCAGUACUGGCUAAUAUAACUUCUCUUUUUCAGACUUUGCUGUAGUUUCAAACAGAAUUCCCCAAAACAAUGAAUGUUUGAUGGUGCUUUUUGCCACCAGCCUCACAGACUCUCCAAAGCUUUGAGAGAUAAAUAGCAUGCAGAUGGCUUUUGGUUUCAAAAGAACCUGUUAGUGCACUCUUACUUUUAAUAAUGCCUUUUGAAACAAAUAGUUUCUUAAUAAAGACAAAUUAAGCUGA
Messenger RNA from Paramormyrops kingsleyae, 3910 nucleotides. Its product is annotated as signal transducer and activator of transcription 3-like. The record is from RefSeq and is a predicted model, not a curated record. NCBI's taxonomy places the organism in Eukaryota, Metazoa, Chordata, Actinopteri, Osteoglossiformes, Mormyridae. Gene Ontology annotation, biological process: regulation of DNA-templated transcription; signal transduction. Gene Ontology annotation, molecular function: DNA binding; DNA-binding transcription factor activity.